UUGAACUUAUCAAGAACAAUACAUAACAAAGCAAGUAGCAACAAGAAUGGAGAAAGUAACAGGGAAAGGCCAUAGAUUACUACUCAUGCCAUCACCAUUCCAAGGACACAUAACACCAUUGUUGCACCUUGGAGACAUACUGUAUUCAAAGGGCUUCUCCAUAACCAUCGUCCACACAAGUUUCAAUUCCCCUGACCCGUCCACACACCCUCACUUCACCUUCCUUCCCAUCCAUGAAUCCUUGUCUGAAUCCGAAGCUUCGUCCAUUGACUCUUUGCAUCUCGUUGACCUCAUCAAUGUUAGAAUCGUACAACCUUUGAAGGAAUGUUUGGAUAAGUUGAUGCGGUCAAAGGAGGAGACUGUUUCUUGUUUCAUAGCUGAUGCUGUUCUGCAUUCAACUCAAUCUGUUUGUGAUGGAUUCAAGCUUCGGAGACUCGUUUUGAGGACCGGCGGCGCAACCUCCUUCGUUGUUUUUGCUUCAAUCCCUCUUCUUAGAGAGAACGGUUAUUUCCCAGUUCAAGAAUCUCGUUUGGAUGAGCCUGUUGUGGAACUUCCACCACUCAAAGUGAAAGAUCUUCCAUGGUUCGAGACACGUGACCCUGAACUGUUCUACAGUCUAACUAGUUCCAUUUUUGAUUCAUUGAAGGCAUCUUCAGGGGUGAUUUGGAACACAUUUGAAGAGUUAGAAUCAUCAACAAUAUCAAAAUUUGGCCAAGAAUUUAGCAUACCAAUAUACCCUAUAGGCCCUUUCCACAAGCACCACAUCCUAAAACCCUCAUCUUCUUGUAGCUUAUGGACCCCAGACACAAGCUGCAUUUCUUGGCUAGACACAAAAGAACCCAAAAGUGUUGUUUAUGUGAGCUUUGGUAGCAUCGCAUCGAUAACUGAGGCCGAGUUUUUGGAGUUAGCUUGGGGUUUAGCUCAUAGUAACCACCCGUUCCUAUGGGUGGUUCGGCCAGGCCUGGUCCGUGGAUCAGAGUGGACCGAACUAUUGCCGGACGGGUUCAUGGAGAGUUUGGGAGGGAGAGGGUGCAUUGUGAAAUGGGCUCCUCAAGAAAAAGUUUUAAGUCAUGAGGCAAUUGGUGCAUUUUGGACUCAUUGCGGUUGGAACUCAACUUUGGAGAGUGUUUGUGAAGGGGUUCCUAUGAUUUGUAUGCCUUGUUUUGGUGAUCAAAAGGUGAAUGCUAAAUAUGUGAGUGAUGUUUGGAAGGUUGGAGUAAAAUUGGAAGGGAAGGUUGAGAGGAUUGAGAUAGAGAGAAUUAUUAAGAGAAUAAUGAGUGGGGAUGAAGGAAAGGAGAUUAGAGAAAAUGUCUUGAAUUUGAAAAAGAAGGCAAAUUUGUGUUUGAAAGAAGGUGGUUCCUCCUAUAAUUACCUUGAUGCCUUGGUUAAUGCUAUGUAAAACUUCGUCCAUAGUUAUAUUUUAAUGUUUCAAAGUGAAUUUAUUUAAAAACAAAACACCAGCAAGUGAAGCUGUCGGUGUGGAGUCACUAAUCCAUCUACAAGGUGUUAAAGGAUCUAUGAAAAGAAAAAGUAUAUGGAAAUGGUACUGUUUUGCAAGAAGUCAUGUACAUGCUCAAAUCUAAAAUAGCUAAAGGGUUAACUUCUUUGGUUUUGUUUAGAGAUGAAAUUUAAAAAUGACAAUUGUCAAAGAAAAAGAUCUAAGGCUUAAGGAAAAGGAGAUGGAUAUGAAAAUCAUUUAUCAAGAGUCAAGACGCAUUAGGGAUGAGCGAAGACGCAUGUUUAGUAUUUGUGAUUUGCUCUUGAUUUUUAAUUUGAUCUUUUAUUUAAAUGUUUAUUUAGGUCAGCGGUGGAGGUUGAAACAAAAUUUUGGGGCUAAAAGAUAAUUGUCAAGAUGCUUUUGAUAUAGACCCAAUUUAAAAUAAGGUUGUCUAACCUCAUUUCUUUGAUUUGUGUGAUAUUGCCAAAUUUAAAGCUGCUUUCCAGGGUCUCGUUCUAAAGAAUUAAGGUCAAACUCAUCGGAUGCAACACUUUGAACUUUUGAAAGUUGUAUCUUAUUUAUUUCGUGAUUCAUUAAAGUAGAAGAAC
This is a messenger RNA of Arachis stenosperma, 2046 nucleotides long. Its product is annotated as UDP-glycosyltransferase 76F1-like. Gene Ontology annotation, molecular function: UDP-glycosyltransferase activity. The record is from RefSeq and is a predicted model, not a curated record. The coding region runs from base 47 to 1399 and encodes 450 amino acids. NCBI's taxonomy places the organism in Eukaryota, Viridiplantae, Streptophyta, Magnoliopsida, Fabales, Fabaceae. The transcript is spliced from 2 exons.